Molecule: messenger RNA, 1934 nt
Organism: Xylona heveae TC161
Lineage: Eukaryota; Fungi; Ascomycota; Xylonomycetes; Xylonales; Xylonaceae
Exons: 3
Coding region: 55-1584 (509 amino acids)
Biological process (GO): retrograde protein transport, ER to cytosol; endoplasmic reticulum unfolded protein response
Cellular component (GO): endoplasmic reticulum lumen
Source: RefSeq, a predicted model, not a curated record
ACGCCGUGCAACAUAUUGCUAAGGCUAGUCGCCGUAUUCUCAAGGAAUGGCAAUAUGAAAGUCAUCGUGGUGCUGUUGACUAUUGUCUCAGCUGCUUUUGCUAGCAAGGCUGUGUUCAGCGUUCAUGAUGACCUCCUCGCCUUUCCCCAGUAUCAAGUUAUUAUAUCCGAUGGUUUCAUUACAGAUAUUGAAGCCGAAAGGCACCUUCGUUCGCCGCCAUCUGAGGCUCACCUGAAGGAGCAACAGCCUGCUGUGGAGCUGACCCGUCACAAUGCUCCUGCUGACGAUCGCCCUCCCAAGGGCACCAGGGCAGAUGAUGAACCGACUGGUGAGCUUUACGAAAAGUUACUUCUAAAAGACAAGGAAUAUCUCUGCACUAUCCCAAAAGUUGCUGCUCCGGAGAAGAAUGCGACAUUUCAAGCAGAGAAACAGCAGGAGCACGAGCAAGAGCUCGCUCGCGCUACUGACCGUGGCUGGGAGCUGCUGAGCAAUAUGGAAGGCUGUCUAUACUAUAUUUCAGGAUGGUGGUCGUACUCGUUCUGCCACAAUAAUCAGGUCAGGCAAUUCCACCAGCUUUCUCCGGGGAAGGGUGUCCCCAAUUAUCCACCCGCCGAAGACCCUUCGGUACCAUCAUUUGUGCUUGGGCAAUAUGAAUCCAAAGGGCGGGGAUCUGCCAAAGGCGGCACGACAAAAGAUGAUCCGGAUGCAGCCAAGGGUCAGAUGGGCGUUGCCCAGCUUCAAGCCCGUGGUGAAACACGAUAUCUCGUACAGAAGCUAGGUGGAGGCACUACGUGCGACUUGACGGGCAGGGAAAGGAAAAUUGAAGUCCAAUUUCAUUGCCACCCACAAUCUAUUGACCGUAUCGGCUGGAUCAAAGAAGUUUCGACAUGCUCAUACCUUAUGGUUGUCUAUACACCUCGUCUUUGCAAUGACGUAGCAUUUCUACCGCCGCGCGAGAAUCGAGCCCAUCCAAUAACAUGCCGUGAAAUAACCCCGGCAGCUGACGUGCCUGCGUGGAAGUCACGGAAAUCUACGGAAAUCCAGGAAAGGUUAAUGCGCACGACGUAUGAAACUCGGGAGGGAGAAGGCGUCAAGGCUCGACCGAUUAUUGGCGGGAUUGAAGUGGGUGCCAAAAAAGAGGUCGGCGGUGAUGGCCGGCGCAUUGAAACGUCCUCGACGGCUGCCAAAUUACAAGCGUUGGAAGGGAAGGACGAGAUUGUGGAAGUAGUCGCGGUGGGUGAUUCCGUGGCCAAAGGUGGACGAGUCCAGUCCCUUGGAGACGAAGAUCUGCGAAAGCUAGAGCUCGACCCGAAAAAUAUUGAAGACCUACGUAAAGAGGUUCAAGAGCUCGCAGGCGAAAAAGGGUGGAGAUUGGAGAUCAUCGAGCUGAGCGACGGCACACGUGGCCUUCGUGGAGUUCUCGACAUUGAUGAAGAAACAGAAGAAGGAUAUGACGAGGAGUAUUAUGGAGAGGACGAUGGCGAGAAACAUCCCCAAGGCGAAAAAGAGGGUACAAAGCGCGAAGAAAAGAAUGAUGAUGAGAAUGAGAAGGAUAAGGGAUGGACUUUUAAGGAGGAAUUAUGACCUGCUUUCAUCCUCUUAUAUCCUGAACCGUUAUUUGCAGUUUUCUCCUGUCUUACUACUUUGCUUCAUUUCUUUCUUCUCUUAGCACACCUUGCAUGGUUAGGCGUUUCAUACCUCGGCGAUACAGCAGCAAAGAGACAAGGUGGAGUAUAUAACAUACUGAACUUGAAUUAACCGCACGAGAUAUCCUAUCAGCUGGUAUAUGGCUCUCCGUUUUCUGACAAGCUUACAAUAAUACGAUGUCUAAUUGAGAUACUCUUUAUCUUGGAGUCUAUAUGUUACUUCUUGAAAACAUGAAGCAACCAACUAUUGGCUUAGUAGUAGGACGAAUUACAUUGAAAUCCAACGCC